Molecule: messenger RNA, 1134 nt
Organism: Camellia sinensis
Lineage: Eukaryota; Viridiplantae; Streptophyta; Magnoliopsida; Ericales; Theaceae
Source: RefSeq, a predicted model, not a curated record
AAUGCCCUAGUCAGGGAAAUGAGGCAGCUAAGCGACAAGUAAAACAUUGUAAUCAGAUCAUGGUUAUCCAAUUCUAUUCUGUUUGAAAUCAGAUUUUGUGGAUUCGUAGUCGGGUAAUCGGAUGUGGAUUUAAAUUAAUAGAUCGGAUUACUCGGGUCAGAUACAGACAUACCUAUUUAUUUGUUUUUUAGAUCUCUCUCUGCAUAUUCCCUCCCUAGUUGAAAUCCCUUCCCCCUCUGCAUCUUUUUGAUAAUAUAUCUCUUUCUUGUUGGUUGCUUGAAGAUCAAUGGAUCCGGAAAUAGAUUUUCGGACUUAUCUAUCAUCAUCGUCUGAUACAUCUGAUGAUGAUGAUGAUAAUGAGGUAUUUAGUCUUUCUAAAUUGUUUGGGUAUGACGAAGAACUAAAACGUAUUCCUCUAGUUGCACCACGGUGUGAUACACAUGAUGGUGAUGAUUAUGAUGAUUAUGAUUAUGAUUACGAUGAUGACCAUGAUAUGACUGAGGAUGAAUACCGGGUCUACAAGGAUCAAGUUUUGAAGAGCGACGGGUUUGAUGUAGUGAACAUACCUGGUGUCAAUGAGUUCCAUCAAAUUCUUCCAAUGGACAUUACCCACAAUGCUGAAGAAUACGAAUGGUAUUCGCAGCUUGCAGUUGAUGAAUACAACCGUCGCAUCAAGGACACAAAUAAAGAGUUGGAGUUUGUGAAGGUUUUGAAGGCAAUGUCUCAGGCUGCCUGUGUACUCAGGUUUUAUAUGACCUUCAGCGCCAAGGAUCUUGCUGAUGGAGGCAAUAUUAAGACAUAUCAAGCUGUGGUGCUAAUGGGGGUAGGUGCUGAGAUGUCAGUGUUAUCUUUUAGGCUCAAACCUCCUGAGGAUGAACAAGAAGGUUCAGACAGUCAUGGGAAAGAAUGGUUCUGGGAAGAAGAUGACCUUUGUGAUGGUGGUUGUGUUGGAGAUUGAGUAGGUUGCAUCCUUAUGGAGUUAAAGAAGGUUGUUGGCUUAUGUAAUACAUGAGCUAAUUGAAUGACAACUGCUAUUGGCUUUUGCUAAUUUUAUUGUGUUUUUUUGUUUUUUCGCCCUUUGGGUAGACAACUGAAUUUAAUUAAAAUGAAACUAAACAAUGGAUUUUUGUGGCC